AUGUCAGACAUGUCCGAAGCGGAAGAGAACGUUUCUGUACCUACUGACAAUGAUCUGCCCCAAGAAAACACUCAACCAGCACACUUAGGACGCAAUGAAACAAGAACCGAAACAAGUUCUGCAAGCAAAACCCGUAGUGGACGGUUAGUUAGAAAACCUGACAGGCUAGGUAUAGACACAUAAGGGGACGCGAUAUAUAUGGUAUAUUUAUAAAGAAAAAAAACUUUAAGCGAAGAGGAGAUGUUGGAUAUUUACUGCUGACAUUAAUAUUUUAGUUAUAUUUGCUCCGACAGGGGAAACAGGGAACAAAGAAAAAAGGCGCGAAAAUAGGUGUAGGACACGGCAUUUUAGAGAAAGAGUAUAUACAUGUUAUGAGUUUAUAUUAAGCGAAUUAUACUAUAAGAAAUAAAACUUUCAAAAGUAAUGAAAGUGACAAGCAAAUAACAUUAUUAACCAAUUUUUUGUGCUCUUUUCAAAUUCGUAAAGAUCCCACAAGUGAUAUAGGCACUUUAACCACAAAAAUUGGCAUCUCCAUUAUAAAUUGACAUCGCUCUUUAACAACAGGGCGCUUAAUUGAAAUUAAUAGAGGAUUUGCAUUGUGGCUUUAUAUAAGUCUUCUAUAUCAUACCUGUUUAUUUUAUAUAGGUGCCUCUUAGCGUACAUAUUUAUACCGGUUAUUCAGAAAGAAUUAGACACUUUUCGUUAUUCAGUUUGGAAUUCCCAUAGAGUAAGGAAACAAAAGGAUGCAAGAUUACCUAAAGGAAUACCGGAUCAAUGGUACUCCUUUCCAGAGAGAUAUGGUGCAGAGGAAUGUGGUACGUAUUGCAGGCUGUGGUCUAACAACAGUAGUGGUACCCCCCAUUUGGGGACGGAAGUAAUUAGCAUGCAAACUUAGGUUUCGGAAGUAAUUAGUAUGCAAGUCUAAUUUGGCAUCGGUAGUAAUUAGUAUGCAAGAUUGAUGACGUCACUCGGGCAAGCCUGGAUCAAAUGUGACAGGUAACGCGACCAAUUAACGCGGGCAAGCCUGGGGCAAGUGUGGCAGGCAACGCGACCAAAUGUCUGAAACAGUCAUUAAGCAGAGCUCAGAAUUUUUAGUACAAAAGACAAUCGCUUGCUAUAGCUAUAUUGCCAUUUCGCUGUGAAAGCCGUACGAUGGAGUGUCUGCACGGAAAAACCGCAUCUUACAAUUUAUUAGAAGGAAUAUAUACGAAUGCUGUCGCACAUGAAGUUCAAAGACUUUGUGUGAAAUCCUGUAUUGGUUGUUAAGUCGGUCAUCUUAGUCAAAGGCAACAUGACUCUCUCGUGAUGAACGAAAACGAACGAUGGCAAAUGUAUGGUUUACAAGCGAUCGAACGAGUGAAUGCUAAGCGUAUGGUUUGGCGUGAAUCCGCUGAGGCAAUAGGGUACUUAAACUGAGGGUUGAGAGAGAUGUACUCGAACAUUUACAGCAAAUAGAAAAAGAUCCAGAUUCAACGCUUGUCAAUUCAUUGAUGGAACUACAUCAGAACACUGAGAACCACGAACUACAAUGUAUACUGAACUAUUUGUUUCAUUGGAGAUUAGAAGAUCCGCUCGAGUCAGCAGCUGAAGCGUUUUUCUUUUGCCCACCGAGCUACAUGUAUUCUGUGAAAGCGACGGGUGAACGAUUUAGAAGUUUUGAGGCCGAUCAUAAAAUUGCUUAUCAGGGAUUCUUGGAGAAAAAAACUUGUAGAACAGUUUAACAAACAGUCUUAGUUGUAAUAUCUUUUGAUACUAUCGUCUGUUAUUUGUAUCAAUAAACAUGUUUUAAACUUUGCAAAUGUUGCGUUGUUAUGUGUUGCUAAGUCAUUAGGUGGCGUAUAGGUAAUUAAGGGAUUAGGCGAACAAUAAGCAUAAUUUGCAUAACUAAGUGUAUCCCAAUGGAAAGAUAGGGAUAUAAUUACGUGUUUGGUGUACGCAUAGUUUAUUUGAUUUUUAUGUCAAGGAAACUGUAAUGCCUUGGUGGCCGAAUGGUAUGCCAUUGAGGUUUGUCCCAUAAUAAGGGGGGUUCGAGUCCCUCACAUGGCGAAAUUUUUAUCGAAAUGUAUAGCAGAGUUAUACCCAUCUGGGAAGAGAUAAGCCGCGUAUAGCAGAUAGAUUUAUUACGGGGGCGUAAGACAUUAAAAGCGGACGCGUGGCUUUGCGGGCAAAAAUUUACACAGGAAUUUAUAUUUAAAACACAUUUAUUUCUUCAAAACGUUUGAUAAAAUUUAGUAAGGUCUAUUUUUAAGAGCGUAACGUCUACAAUUAGUUUCAAAAGUCUUGGGACAGAUGCCACAAAACCUUUGAAUUUGAACAAACGUCAAUCCCCUCCUGCACCCUGUUCAAUGAUGUGCCCUAUUCCCCGUCAGGUUUGAUGUGUUUUUGUUGGAGCAACAUUGAUUGGUGUGGGGGGAGGGGGAGAGGAUUUUGUGUGUAAAAAACUGUAAUGAUCCACUUACAAUCUAAAACUACAUGUGUCCCAACAACUUCUGAAAGUGAUUGUAGCUGGUGUUUUUGUUAUUUUUAAAGUGUUCUCAUAUUCUUGUCUGUCUUCUGGGAAUAACUUUGCAAGUUUCUCCGGCUUCAUUGGAAUAUAUUUUGGUCUUUCAUUUAGUAAAUAACGUUUAUAACGCUCUCUUUCCUUCGGUUUCAUCAUAGCCAGAUAACUUUCUUUCCAAUCAGCAGAAUCUACCCAAUUGUGAAAAAAGUUGCACUUGAGUUUUGGUCGUUCCUCUUCUGUUGGUGGUGGCGUAAGGAAAUUAGGUUUAGGAGUAGCAGGUACUGGUGGUGUCUCAACAGAUUCAUUAUGUUGCGGCAUCUCUACAGGCGUUUGCAGUAGCGUAGACAGCCCGACAAUUUAGUCCCGCUAUGCAAAUAUUUUCGUGUUUACUGACUGUGAAAACAAUCAAUUUCUAAAGAAAUGAAUAAUGAUAAUAAUUUUGAAUUUGCAUAGCGGGACUAAAUCGUCGGGUUGGCUACGCCACUGGGCGUUUGUGGGAUACUUUCAGCGGGAAUUCCAGGUGAAGAAUGUGCCAUCUUAUUUUUGAAUGUCAGAAACCAGUUUAGUUGAUCAGAAUAUAAUUUGCUUUCUUCCACGGCGCUAAGCUGUGGCGCUUCCAUGUUUUCUUUCAUUCGCUGCUCGGCAUCAUACAUGGCAUUUAGAAGCGGUGGCUGUCGAUAUGAUUGUUUUUGUAUAAACUUUGCAAUCUCGCCGGGAAGUAUAUUCGUCUUAAGUCGAUCCUGAUCACUCGGAUUUGAUCAAGGGAUAGCUACUAAUCAAAGAAUCAGUACGGAAUUUCCACUGGCAAGAUCAUAAACUGUUAAGGAAUUUCCAUUAGGCCAUCAGCCACUCAGCAGAUUUUGACUUUUCGUUUCCCCCACACAGAGACAACAAUUUGACGGGUGCAAAUGUUGCUUAAAAGCUUAUAAGGUCGAAUAACAAAAUGUUGUAAUCGAUAACACCUGCAGUUUUGCCAAAAAUUGGCCUUCAAAUUAUGUAAUUUUUACAUUAUAUCGUCGCCAUUUUUUCACGCAUUUCGAAGCAGUGCUUCCAUUUGCAAUUAAGAAAAUUUGCAAGGAAAAUUAGGAAAUAAAAAGCAAGGAAAUAAAAUUUAGAAGGAAAUGGCAAUGAAUUUUGUUGUCAGGAAGGGAAUAAGAGGGAUAUAUUACGUUAUUUCUAAUAAAUCCUAAGAUUACAGCAUUUUCCAAGCAAACUCGAUUCAGAAAAUGUCGAAAAUCCUAUCCUGUAAAAUGGAAAAUCCGAAAAAAUUUUGAGGGAUGACCAACAGCUGAAAAAUUUGUUGCGCAUGCGCCAGACUUCCAUUGAAACUUGAAGAUUUCCGUCAUUUCCCUGGACUCCCGAAGAAAUAAACGAAAUGUUCGUGGUUGUUGUAUAUUUUUGAAUAUCUGUUUAACCUUUAUAAUUUUUUUUGCUUAACACAAAGUAGAAUAUACUCUACGUAUCCUGUGUAUAGAAUAUCUCGUUUGAACAGCAAUAGAAUAUUAUAAUCUUGGCAAAACAAGAAGACAUUUGACACGCUGAAUCUGCUUUAUCUACAGUCAUUCCUGGCAAUGGUCGCAAGCCUGACAGCUAGCCUUGUCAAUCGGGAAACAAGUACAAAUUUGAGUUCAAACAGAAAGAAGUCACGAUUUUAAUACAACUAACAUAUCUUCUAUACAAAUACGGCUGUUUUAAAAUGUUUUCAAUUUGAAUUUUCAAACUGCUUUUAUCUAUCGACAUCAGUGGCGUGCUGGCAGGGGCACAGCUGGUACUUGGGGGCGCAGAAAUGAAAAGGGGGCGCCGAUCCCGCGUCGAAUUUUGAAAGUGGGUGGGAAAAUACGCAUUCGAAAAAAUAUAGUUACUUCUGCCAAGAAAACGACAAAGUGAUAUAUUAAAUUACAGACUAUUUUGUCUAUUAAGCCGUUUUGCUAAUUUGCUACUUCACGGCGCACACGAAAUCAUUUAUAUAGGAACAUGAUUAGUGAUCAAACGCAAUGUCUCAUUACCGAAAUAUUGGUCAGGUUUGGAAGCGAUCACGGGAAUUAUGCCCUUUUUUGCUGCUAUUAUGCCCUUAUAUUACGCCCUUUAUUAUGCUUCACGAGAGCGGCGCAAAUUAGAUAGUUGAAGUUAUCAUAAUGUAGUGUACACAAUUUAGUUGUUUGCGCAAGAAACAUCAUGAGUAAUGUAAGUAAUGAAAUAAUGCUGAAACGCGCCCUAUUGGCAGCCAGGCAAGGAAAUCUUAAAAUGCAUAUGCGUGGGGUCCGUGUAUUAUUGUAUAAAAGAGCUGUAAGUUGUAAAUGUAUUCAGAUCACUAGAUCAGUAGAGAAUAGAAUUGGGAUUAGAUUAAUUAAUCGCUGGAAGUGGUUAGCAUUGCAUAAUUUAAGUACAAAUUGCAAAUUUCCACACGUUAUAAUGCUAUUUCCUGACCAUCAGAUUUCUGUCAAAUCGUCCCCCAAAGUCCAGGAAAUGGCAUUUUAGAGACUCUAAAUUCAAAAAUCUUCCUGGGGGGCAUGCCCCCGGACCCCCCUAGACAAACCUCGUAGGCCUACCUUCGGCGCUCGGCUCGUGCCUUCGGCCCUCGUUUAUCAAGUGUAAUAUUGUAGGGGCGCAUAUUGGUUGACAGCCCACUGCCCCCCCAGAAAAAUAGUACCCAGCACGCCACUGAUCGACAUGAUAAUCAAACUGUGCAAAUGCCGGCUUUUGUUGAGGCUUGCGAAUGCAAAAUAACUUCCCGUAAACCGAGCAUUUCAACACCGCAAACUCUCGCUUAGUCUUCUGAUGCACUUGUACGUUCGGUUCUACCAGUUAAACAAGGAAAAUAUUCAAGAAACUCUGGUAAAUUAUGGUUGUCAAAAAACAUUUCAGUGCUGAGGCAGUACAAGGUCUCAAGACCAAGGUCAAGUUGUCGAUUUCAUUACAUUUUACAGUGCUUCGUAGCCUGCGAAUACAGACUCUAUUUAUGUCGCUUAUUCCACUUGGAGGGGGGGGAGGGGACGCGAUAAAUAAGUUUUCCCCCAAGUGGAAUAAGCGACAUAAAUGUAGACUGUUUCGCAGGCUAAGUUCUUCGAUGUUCUCGAAUUCUUGCUUCAUACAAGAGCAGUAAACGCACGCAUUUCAAAGCGAAAUUAGGCGCAAAGGGGCAAUUUUUCAUCAAAAUUUGUUGUUAAAUUCUGUUUCGUUAAUUAAAACUAAAUUUUCAAAACACUAAAAAAACUAGUAAGAAGAUAAAAACCUUACUAAUUUGAUUUUCAUUUUGGACAAAUUUUGAUUAAUGUUAAUAAACAUGUUUAUGGAAACAAUCGCUUGACGUCCGCAUUGCGCUUAAUUCCGUUGAGGCAUGCAUAAAUCUGCCUUCCUUUGAAACGCAUGCUGGAACGCCCAAUUCAAGGUAUUAUUACGACGGAAACAUUUUACUCCUUUCCCCAGUCUCUCUACAGGAGAUUUAUUGUCCGAAAAAUAAAGUUGCUACAGUUAACUAUUUGCAGAUCAAACAUUGACUAAAAAUGCUUACUCAGCAUUUUUCCAAAACUUUGGUCAGCAAUAUUUCAGUAACAAUUGACCGUACCGGAUUAUCGUAAUAUAGUUUUUUUGUACACAUGUGAUGCUCUAUCUGUCAGUAUUUUCAAAGUUUUGAAUUUCAAAUAUUUUUAGUUUUCUCAUCUAUGGAUGACGUCAUACAUAGAUAAAAGCAAUUUUCUCGAGACCUGCAUGUUUGCCGAAGUACAACAUUGGUGUUUUAUCAUUGAAAUGGAUCCACUCAACAUAUAAUGAAAUCAAAAUAUGGUCUCCGUGGGGGGGAAACGAAACUUGCUUUCCAGCUUCAUUCUCGCGAGUGGCUGAUGGCCUAUAUCCAUACAGUAAAUUUUUAACAAAUACUGCCGCACAGAAAAAUGAUGAUUGGGAAGCAAGUGCCCUUUUGAAAUGGCUGCCCCCGCCGCUUCACAUUGCUUUCGGCACCCCUGCAGGCUAUAACUAUAAGUGUUAUCCGGUGUAAAUUAUAAUGAAAACUUCAUCAAUAAGGCAAUAUAAUUGAUGGAUAAGCAAACAAAAACUAUCGUAAGUAUAUACGAACAAUAAACACCAGCGAGAAGGAGGGAUUUUAUGUCAUCUGACGUAAAUCCCAACUUUCGACUAUAGGUGUUUAUCAUAGUUAAUUCAUCAUUGAGGAGGUUUUCUGAGUUUUCAUCUUUUCAGCUAAUUAGUAUUCAAGGUGAUUGAUUAAAAAUAUUCACCUCGGUACAUCAAAGAAAACCGACUCAAUAAUGAAUUAAUGUAUGUUAUGUAACACGCGCUCAAAACGCUCAAAACUAACGACUUUACUUUUCCACUUGGUUAUGACUAUAUUCAAUUUUUAAAUUUUUUAUACGUUUCCCAAGCAGCAAAACAAACUCAGUGCUUUAAUAUCUAGUAUAAAAUAAUGCUAGAAGUUCACUACUGACUAGUUCAGUAAGUUUUGCUUACUUUGCUUCAUUUCAAUUUUAUAUCAUCAAUGAUCAUUGUUUUUAAAUUUACAAUAUUCAUGUAAACUACAAAAUGAAAUUAAAGCAAAGUAAUUUUGAGAGGAACGCCAAACUCAUUUUCAUAGAUUUUGAACACUUCAUCGUAUUAUGUGAAAAAGUUGCCUCUUAAUAACUAACUCCAGUCAAUCAAAAUUGUACGGUUUGUCUUUUGAACUGGAAAACAAGUGAGUUGAAAGCUAGAGAAGUGGGCGGGGACGCAAACAACUUGAUUUUUUUAGUUGGCUUAAUCGUCCCCUGUUGUAGUAGAGAGGCUUUCUAACCCAGGACUUUGCCGACUUAUUUACGUACUUGCUUAUUUUCAGGUAGUGAUAGAGAUAUAAAAGAUGGUGUGCGUACCAUUAUUGAUCUUUCUUUGCGUAAAUGUGUGUUUUGAUAUAACUAAAGGUAAGUCCAACUAAGCCGUAUGAAUGUUUCGAACGAGAUAUUGCAUACAGUAGCAUGUCACUGAGAGAUGCUGAAACGACUAGAGGUCAUGGCUGGGGGAGGAGGGAGGACAAUUCUUCGUAAAGGGGCACUUUUUAAUUGACAUAAAUCUGGAGUUGGAGUGUGAGGGUGUCAAAAGAUUUUUCCUAAAUUGAAACUUCAAUGUUAUAAGGGGUCGGCCAUUUAACUUUUGAGGGGGAGGGGGGGGGGGUGAUUUACUGCUGGAAGGGUUUUUCCUAUCUUAUCACCAUGUACGAUAUUUUUUGCCACUCUUUCUUUCGCAGCAUUUUUUUUCAAUAGCUUGUACUAUUUAGAUUCUUUAAUAAUAGUUAACGUUGAGUUUUCUAGCUUCAUGCAUUGCUUUUAAUAGUACAUGUUGCUAUGAGGUAUAACAUUUGGUUCUGGGCCUCUUAAACUUUAAGGAUGUGUAACUGGAGGGGACAUAUUUAGCGGGGGACCUGGAGAUGUUCCAGUCGGCAAGUCUGUAUCACUGCAGCUACCAGCAUAUAUAUGCAAGGUUUAACUAAUAAGUAUACGUUAUAGGGCGGCAGAUUAGGACAUAACUAGGAUUCUGAGACAACCGAGUCGACCACCGAAGGUGCGAGCCACUAGUGGGGUCUGGGGGCACGCCCCCCAGAAAAUUUUGAAUUUCUUGAAGCUCAGAUAAGCUAUUUCCAGCAUUUUGAGGAGUUUUCCAACAAGAAAUUAACCUUACACUAGUCCCUGAAAAUCAAACCAGCUGAUCUUCUGGGACUGGUAAAAUCGAUCCCUGCAAUCAUUCUGUUUUGCAACAUUUUUUCCCAUCAAAUACUGGGGCAAGAUACCCCCCCCCCCAGUUUGUUAGUGCAGGUAUUGUUUUUCGUUCAGAAUAGCCUUGCAGGCUAGUUCACCCCCCCCCCCCUCAAAAGUUAAAUGGUCAGCCCCUAAAUUUACCUGUUUCCCUUCAAUGUAUUCAUUAUCAUUUGGAAUUGCUAUAAUAAAACACGAAUUUCGUAUGUGUUUCUCAAGCGGAUAAAGAGUGGAAUCGUAACUUCUUAAUUAGGCUCAUUGACAUAUUGAGAAAAUAUUUUAACGUUUUAUUUAUUUUCACGUUUUACGUUGAUCAAAUUUGGCGAAUAUUCUUCCACACGUGCGGGCUCGUAUUGUUAGCAGACAUCUUAAAAAUUGACUGCUGUCUCAGCACCCGUUCCGCACGUUGUCAACAAUAUAGUAUUGUAAUUAUCAACCGUUAUCAGCAAUAAGUCAGAUGCAAAGCUUUCAAUUUUUUAUCGUACGUCCACUGAAAGUACGAGCCUGCUGUACUGAAAGAAAAUUUGACCAGCGUGUUUACACACGUGCAGGAUUCGGGUCAACUUUGCGUGGCAUAUAUAACACAGUGUUUGGGUUUUUCUCGUCUAUCAUGUUCCCUGAUAAGUGUAAAGAGGGAUAGAUAUUGUCGUAGUGUAUAAUGCAAUAGUGUAUGCGUAGUGUAAUAUCGCGUUAAAUCCGAUUUACCAACGGUGGACCAACAGCCUUUUCUCCGUUUCCAUAUGUGUCGUUCGGAUUAUAACAUUAUAGAAUAGCGAACAGGUUUAUUACAUUCCAUCUUCUAUUCCAUUCCAAAUUAGUCUACUCUAUUCUAUUCCGUAGAAUUUCAUUUUAUACGAUUCCAUUCCAUUUUGUUCUAUUUCGGGUUUUUUUCUAUUCCAUUAUAUUCUAUUCCAUUCCACUUUAUCCUAUUUUUUUCGUUCCCAUUACAUUAUGUUUCAUCCAAUUUUAUUAUCUAUAUAUACCAUUAUAUUCUUUUCUACUUUAUUCUAUAUCAUUUAUUUUUUCAUCUUUUUUAUUCUAUUGUAUUCCAUUUUAUCCUAUUCUAAUCGGUUCUUUUCCCUUCCAUUCUAUUCACUAUUCUAUUCUGUUUUAUUCGACUUUAUAUAUUCUAUACUAUUAUAUUCCAAUCUGUUCUAUUCCAAUCUAUUCUAUUCCAUUCUAUUCUAUUCUAUUCCAGCAACUGAUGGAAUAAAAACGAACACAACUCUCAAAUCUUCAGUAGUCAAAAAGAAGAAUGUAGAACAUGAAGAACACAAACUUCCGAGCAAAAGAAUGAUGAGCAAUUAUAAGAAAUCUUCUUGGAGCACGGGAAACUGGGGUGGUGGCGGCGGAGGGCAAGGAGGAGGAGGGGGGAGCAGUUGGCAGAGCAAAUGGGGUCAGGGUGCUGGCCAGGGGAAUAUGGGAAUGGGUGGUGGAGGAGGGGACAAAAGUUGGCAAAGCCAAGGGAGUUUUGGAGGUGGUGGACAGGGUGGAAAGGGAGGGGCUAGUGGUGGUCAGGGAGGAGCUGGUGGUGGUCAGGGAGGGACUAGUGGUGGUCAGGGAGGUGGGAUGAGUGGCGGGAUGGGUGGUGGGUUUGGAGGUCAAAUGGGAGGGGCUGCGGGCCAUGGUGGUGGUGGAGGAGGAGCGCGUGGUGGUGGUGGAGGAGGAGGGAUAAGUGGUGGUAUGGGUGGUGGUGGAUUUGGUGGAGGAGCGCGUGGUGGUGGUGGAGGAGGAGGGAUGAAUGGUGGAAUGGGUGGUGGUGGAUUUGGUGGAGGAGCGCGUGGUGGUGGAGGUGGAGGGAUGAGUGGUGGAAUGGGUGGUGGUGGAUUUGGUGGGGGAGCGCGUGGUGGUGGUGGAGGAGGAGGGAUGAGUGGUGGUAUGGGUGGUGGUGGAUUUGGUGGAGGAGCGCGUGGUGGUGGUUUUGGAGGAGGGGGAAUGAAUGGUGGAAUGGGUGGAGGUUUCGGAGCUGGAUUUGGUGGAGGUGGUGGGGGUUUUGGAGGAGGCGAAGGAUUGUCAGGACGUCGUCAAGGUAGGUUGAUCUAAAUAAGAAUUUAAGGUGAUUACAUUCUUUGGAAAAACUACAUUCUUGUAUAUAUCGCAGUUCAUCGGUGAUAUAUAUUGUCGGUGAAGUUAAUGUAUAUUGUCAAAACAAACCUCGUCACCUCUCCUCUCCAUUGCAACUCCAAAACAACUUUGGAAGUUUACCGGCAUGACACAAGCUCAACAUUGAGUUGGGAGAGUGAGGGCUGCGCCAUAUAUGGCAUAUUGAUAUUGUUUAAUUAACAGCAGUAAUUAUAUAUUGACAUUGUCAUAAACACCGGAACUUCCGGUUUAUCGCUAGUCACUCAUGUGACUGCUUGUACUUGUACUACCUAAUCAUAGAACAGCCGAUCAUAUACUAACCCUAAAAUCUUUAAUAGAUAAGUAUGUAAACCAAACAACUAACGGGAAAAUAUAUGCAUGCUUUGUUGAUUUCAGAAAAGCUUUCGACUCUGUUUGGCAUGAUGGAAUGCUUUUAAAACUUCUGCGGAACAAAAUUGGGGGGAAAUUUUACAAUUUGAUUAAAAAUCUUUACUCCAACUCCCAGUGUGCUGUUAAGCAAUCGCAACAUAGAACACCUUUCUUUCCAUACUCCAGAGGAGUUUGACAAGGAUGUAUUUUAAGCCCACUGCUAUUUAAUAUUUAUCUAAACGAUUUGCCCCAAUUAUUCAAUAAUUUAGCCUCUGACCCACUCAUGCUUCCUAACACAACCAAACUGAACUGCUUAUUAUAUGCAGAUGAUCUUAUCUUACUGUCAAGAUCAAAACAAGGCCUUCAUAACUGUUUAGAUCAGCUAAACAGCUGGUGUGAACAAUGGUUAAUGGAAAUUAACUUGAAAAAAACAAAAAUAAUGAUUUUUCAAAAAUCGACUAAAAAACAGCAAAUACCACUCUUUUCUACAGGAAAUAGAAUUUUGCAAAUAACACUCUACACCUACCUAGGACUAAAAUUUACACUUACUGGAAAAUUUACUUUAGCAAUGAAAACUCUAGCUGACAAAGCAAUACAAACUCUGUUCGCUAUAAAGAAAAAAGUUGACUUUUCCAAUUUAAAACCAAAACUAGGAAUUAAAAUUUUUGAAAGCAUAAUAUAUCACCCAUUCUAUAUAAUUCCGAAAUAUGGGGAGCAUUCACUUGUAUUCCAAUAGAAAAAUCCCAUUUAAAAUUUUGCAAACUCUACCUAGGUAUUAAUAAAAAAGCAACUAACGUUGCAUGUAAAGGAGAAUUAGGCAAAUUCCCCCUAUUGAUAAAUAUUCAUAAAAGAAUAAUUAUAUAUAUUAUACAUAUCAACACACUUCCAGAUUCUGUCAUUGUGAAACAAGCAUUUCUACUAUCCAAAAAUCUAUAUUUGAAUAACCAACAAAGUUUUUAUCUAAAUGUAAUGAAAGUACUUAAAUCCUAUGACCCAUUCUUUGAAUUGAAUGAAUUAGAAACCAUCACACAAGAUCAAUUAACCAGAUAUAUUAAUAAUAUCAAAAAUAAAUACACAACUUUUUGGGAACACACACUGAUUAAUUCCUCUAAAUUAUCUUUCCUAUCCUCCUUCAAAUCAGAAUUUAAACUAGAAGAAUACCUUAGUUCUAUAAAGAACCCGUCGUAUAGAAGAUUACUCAGUAGGCUAAAUUUCGAACCAGUUCCCAUAAACUACACAUUGAAUCCGGACGAUACAACAAAACUCCCCGUGAACAACGUUUAUGCGAGAACUGCGACACCAAUGAAAUAGAAGAUGAAUAUCAUUUCACACUUUCAUGUAAAUAUUAUGAACAACAAAGAAAUGAUUUAACAAAUACUCUACAAAAUGACUUUAAUGUACCGUUAAAUUUCCGAACAACUGAUGACUUACUAAACAUAUUGUCAUCGAAUAAUCCCGAUUUGCUCAACAUUUUCUCAAAAUUUCUUUUCGUUUGUUUUAAGAAACGUAAUGAAUGCCUUGAAACUAGGUUACAUUCGAAGUAGUUAACUUUCUUAAAAUUUGAUACUUAUAUAUGAUAAUUAAUUAUUUCAUAAUUCAAAUCUUUGAUAUUGUAAAUAAAUAGUCAGAAAUCCUACAACAUUUGUUAUUUUGUAAAGUAAAGUAAAAUAGAUAUAAAACCUAUUGAUAUUGUUAAUCACAUUUUAUGUAAUAUGUUAUUGAAAACUUUAGCAAUACCUUGUAAAUAAGUCAUGCGAAUAAAGUAAUAAAAUAGAAAUAGACUUCGAGAAUACGAAUUGCUCUGUAAAAACAUACAGUUUUAUCGUUCGUUAUUUAUGAGUCUUUCUUCUUUACUGGCGUGGUGGCAGCGAUUUAUUUCCUUAUCCUUCGAUCUCUAACACAGCAGAGAUCAUAAUACACAGCUCAGAAGAAAGUGUCUCGUACCAAAACAAGGUAAAAGCGAAGCAGUUUUCAGUUGUUCUACGAAUCAGAGCUCGUACAGCAAGACCUCGUGAGUGUCCAUACUAAACGUAAGUCAAUUGUUCGUAUAGUCAGUAGUUGUCUUUCUCGUUAGUAUGGCAAGCAACCGUGCCCCAAAACAGUGGUCUCCCACAAAACAAGAAACAAUAACAUCGUUUGAAGCAUGGCGUCAAAAUUUACAAUAUACAUUAUCGUUAGACCCAAACUUCGCCCCAUUUUUGAUCGAUGGGGUAACCUGGCUAAAAAAGAGCACCGCCGCCCCACUACGCGGUUUCGAAAACGAUGCGAUACUGUACCCGUAGCACGCCGCCGUACUGCAGAGCAAAAAGCAGCCAACUGGAGCUUAUAUCGGGCCAAAUAGCCAAUUAUUGCCCCGUAAUUUCCCGAAAUACUAUUGUCAAAAACUCGACAUCUUUGAGCACUAUUUGGCAAGCGAUUCGGGCUCACUUUGGGUUUCAGUCCACAGGUGGUCAUUUCUUAGACUUUAAUAACAUUCACUUAGAAACUGACGAGCGUCCGGAAGACCUUUACCAAAGGCUUGUUAGCUUCAUUGAUGACAAUUUGCUCAAAGCUAAUGGUGGUAUUCGACACCAUGGUGAAAACGAUACAGCUGAUGAAGACAUCUCCCCAACAAUGGAGAACAUAAUUGUGUUGACAUGGCUACGCCUCAUCCAUCCUUCUUUACCGGCCCUAGUCAAACAGCGCUAUGGUGCUGAACUUCGAUCACAAACUGUCGCGUCCCUCAAACCUGAAAUUUCCCAAGCACUAGACUCCCUCCUUGACGAAAUUAACUCUGCCAACGAUGCAAAAGUCCUCCGUACUGCUUUCCAACAAUCCCUCAAACACCCUCAAUCCAGUAGUCGCCGUCAAACCCCUACAGCCCUACCACGGACAUCUAAAACCCCCAACAAAAAGUUGCCCCUUGUGCAGAGAAGCAGGUCGACAACACCAACACUACCUGAGUAAGGUGCCCCUACCUCCUGGUCGAAGACAAGCAAUACCUCUCCCGCUCAAGACAGGUAGUCGGCACAGAACCGGGGGACCCGCUAUCUGAUUGCGAAGUAGAAGACCUACAAGAUUCCCAUAACUACCGAAUCAAGCCUGACUACCACCAACCGAGUUAGUGUUAAGCAGUCACCCCAUCUCCAGGCCUUCUAUGCCCAUCACCCACUACUCUUGACAUUAGACACACGAGCAGAAACAAGUGUGAUAAAGACCAGCAUUGCCAAUGAAAUUGGAGCUACUAUACAGAAGACUACUCGGAAAGCCCUCCAAGCAGAUGGUAUAACCCAGUUAGCCGUCGUCGGAGAAGUCCAUUUGACUUUGUCCCGUAACCACCUUAAUUUGCAGUUGGAUGCACUUGUCGUUGAUAGUUUGGACGUCGAUGUAUUAGCCGGGACUCCUUUCAUGAUCACCAAUGACAUCUCCCUCCGUCCAUCCAAGCAAGAAGUCACCAUUCAAGGAAGCGAGAACGUGUGUUAUGGCACCAGACAACCAGCUGGGACCAUAGGCUCGGUCCGACGAACACAAAGUACAGUCCUUCGUGCCCCAUCAUCCUCCACCGUAAUUUGGCCAGGACAGUACCUUGAAUUAGACCUUCCCGAUCACGUAGACCCGGAUUCUAUCCUUGCCCUAGAACCCCGUAAGGAUUGUUCUAGAUCAGACUGUGAGUGGCCAAGCCCCCAUAUUGUACAGGCAGUCGCAAGAAAGAUCCGUAUACCCAAUCAGACCCCUCACCCUAAACAUAUCCCUCGUCAUGACCAUCUGUGUCAGGUCCUACCAACCUACAUCCCAUAUCCACACCCCGACGUUCCCAAAUCUAGCAACAGCGCCCCAGUAGCACCCUCCUCUCCUACACCCCAUGAACAUUCCUUAUCUGUCCAGCUGGACCCCGAUUCUAUCCUUUCAAAGAGCAUGCACUCUGAAUUCAGCCGGUUAGUUAAAGAAUAUGACGAUGUUUUUGAUAAAAAUAUCUCUGGAUACAACGGUGCUGCCGGUCGCUUUGAAGCUGUCAUAAAUAUGGGCCCAGUACAACCACCACAACGCAAAGGCAGACUCCCCCAAUAUGCGCCGAACAAGCUGGUCGAGCUUCAACACCAAUUUGAUGAGCUUGAAUCGCUAGGCAUUUUUCAGCCCCCUGAAAACCUUGACAUAACCGUUGAAUACCUUAAUCCAUCAUUCCUCAUUAAAAAGCCAAGUGGAGGACACCGACUAGUCACUGCCUUUGCUGAUGUUGGUCGAUACAGCAAGCCACAACCAUCUCUAUUACCCGAUGUCGAUUCUACCCUCCGAACAAUCGCCAAAUGGAAGUACAUCAUCGUAUCCGACCUUACCAGCGCUUUCUAUCAGAUACCACUUGCUAAAGGUUCCAUGAAGUACUGUGGCGUCGUGACUCCAUUCCGCGGCGUUCGAGUCUGCACCCGAUCAGCUAUGGGCAUGCCAGGGUCAGAAACAGCCCUCGAGGAGCUCAUGUGUCGCAUACUCGGUGAUUGCCUAGAAGAUGGAAUCGGUGCAAAG
Paramuricea clavata is the source of this 15180-nucleotide messenger RNA. NCBI's taxonomy places the organism in Eukaryota, Metazoa, Cnidaria, Anthozoa, Malacalcyonacea, Plexauridae. The record is from the annotation of a GenBank genome assembly.